Molecule: messenger RNA, 1806 nt
Organism: Trichophyton benhamiae CBS 112371
Lineage: Eukaryota; Fungi; Ascomycota; Eurotiomycetes; Onygenales; Arthrodermataceae
Product: mitochondrial chaperone ATPase (Bcs1), putative
Exons: 1
Coding region: 1-1806 (601 amino acids)
Biological process (GO): mitochondrial respiratory chain complex III assembly; protein insertion into mitochondrial inner membrane from matrix
Cellular component (GO): mitochondrial inner membrane
Molecular function (GO): ATP binding; ATP hydrolysis activity
Source: RefSeq, a predicted model, not a curated record
AUGGCCGCGGCCGAAGCUGUCUCUGGGUCAGCGUUCGUUCCCAGGGACACGCUGGCCGCCGAGGGUGUCUAUGAGAUGUUCAUUCCUGGCUUCGGCGUCCUGUCCCGUGUCAUUUCCACGCUCUUUCACAUUGAUAUAUCCCAAUAUCUCCCCUUCCUGUUCAUCGGGGCACUGAUAAUCGCCGCAUCUCGGUACUUCUUUAAUGGCGUGUCCAACUUCGUGCACAGUCAUUUCAUGUCCUCAGUGCAGGUGCAUGUCAAUGACGAAGUGUACAACUACUUGAUGUAUUGGGUGUCGAAGCAGAAAUUCGUCAGUCGGGCGACAGAUAUCUUCGCCUCUAGCUCGGUGGAGAGCCAGUAUGUGUCGAGAUACGACGACGACGAGGAUGACGAUGAUGAUGAUGACCAGCGGGAGGUUGACGACGGAAUUAACAUGAUUGGGAACGAGGAAGACUUCGAGGAAUACUGGAAACGGACGAACAGAUGGGACAAGAUCAAGCCCAUCCAUUUCACUCCUGCUCUCGGGACGCAUUACUUCUGGUAUAAGGGACGCUUCCUCACGGUCGACCGGGCCAGAGAGAAGUUAAAUACGUGGAAUGAGACACUCCGAAUUUCUUGUCUGGGGCGGAAUACGGCAUUUCUACGAGACCUGAUACGCGAAGCCCAGCUGAGCUAUCUGCACCGGGACGUGAACAAGACAAUUAUCUAUCGGUGGUCGAAUUCAGACCCUUCGUCAGGGCCAAGCUGGACCAGAUGCAUGGCACGACACCCAAGACCGCUUUCAAGUGUCAUUCUGGACCAGGAGCAGAAAGAUUCCUUCCUGGACGACGUCAAGGACUACCUCCAUCCCUUUACGAAGCGCUGGUAUACUAACCGUGGCAUUCCGUAUCGUCGAGGAUACCUCUUCAGCGGACCGCCGGGAUGUGGAAAGACGAGUCUCUGCUUUGCUGUUGCUGGGCUGCUCGGACUGAAGAUCUAUGUCGCUAAUCUUAGCUCCCCGAAUCUGACUGAGGAAGGAUUGGCGUCGCUUUUCGCUACCCUUCCUCGCAGAUGUAUCGUCCUUCUAGAAGACAUCGAUACCGCUGGGAUAACCAAAAGCCGUCUGCAGGCCGGUGCUCCGUCUUCCAUUUCCCCUGCUGCACAAAACGCCUCCACGCAGUCUCGGUUGAAAGCCAGCACUGUCAAUUACGACGACGAUGAUGAUAGUGACGGUGAGGGUUUUGGCGAAUGCGGCGGACAGACCCCCGCCCCCGUGUUGCUGCAACCAGGCAUCUCGCUUUCUUCACUGCUCAACACCAUCGAUGGAGUCGCAUCGAGUGAAGGCCGUAUUCUCGUCAUGACCACGAACCAUGCCGAGAAUCUUGACCCUGCACUGCUGAGGCCUGGGCGCGUUGAUCUGACGAUCGAGUUCAGCAAUGCUGACUCACAGACUAUAGUGUCCCUGUUCCGAGCUAUCUACUCCGAGAUCGAAGGGGAUUGGGGCGAUCCCGUCUCUUCCAGUAAGAUGGGCGAGAGCAGGGGAGAUGGAGAAGUGUUUGCCUGCACGACCAAGUCGAAAGCAGCCACAACAACUCCCCCCAGUGCUCCUACCACUCGCCAACGAAUAGGACAUGGCCUCUCUGCAGAUCAGAUACAUGAUCUCGCCCAGGAGUUUGCCAGGCAAAUACCAAACAAGCAGUUCUCCCCCGCCCAGAUACAGGGAUUCUUGCUAUCGCACAAGGCGUCCCCGAGAACGGCGGUCGAACGGGUCGGGGAGUGGGUGGUCAAGAACAGCAAAAUCAAUUACGAUCAUGGAAGCGACAUGUGA